AGGUGUCCCCAAAUAUCAGUUCGUUUGCUGAAACACCGACAAAGUUUUGGCCAAAUUAAGCCUCAAAAUCACCCCAGAAUGCAUGAAAAUGACCCAACAUCACACAAGGGGAAAGAUGAACAUUCCAGCCUUUAUGCAGAUGCUGUACAGACCUAAUUGAAGAGAAUGAGGGGAGUAAAGAGGAGGAACAUCAUGUCAAAAUUGAGGAAAAAACUCAAUUAAAGACUGAUGGUAUUUUAAAAAGGAGAGAUGAGAAUCAUUUCACCUGCAUCUGCACUCAGUGUGGAAAGAGUUUUGAAAGAAAAGGCAGUCUUAAGAUUCAUAUGCAGAUCCACACUGGAGAGAAACCAUUCACAUGCAAUCAGUGUGGGAAGAGUUUCAGCCAAUCAUCACACCUUAAUGAACACAUGAUGAUCCACACUGGAAAGAAACCAUUCACAUGCACUCAGUGUGCGAAGAGUUUCGUCCGGUCAUCAUCCCUUAAUCUACACACGAGGAUCCACACUGGAGAGAAACCAUUCACUUGCACUCAAUGUGGGAAGGGUUUCAUCUGCUCAUCACACCUUAAUCGCCACAUAAGGGUCCACACUGGAGAGAAACCAUUUACUUGCCCUCAGUGUGGGAAAAGUUUCAGCUGCUCAUCACACCUUAAUAAACACAUGAGGAUCCACACUGGAGAGAAACCAUUCACAUGCACUAAGUGUGGGAAGAGUUUCAGCAAAUCAUCAUCCCUUAAUCAACACAUGAGGAUCCAUACGGGAGAGAAACCAUUCACAUGCACUAAGUGUGGGAAGAGUUUCAGCCAAUCAUCAUCUCUUAAUAAACACAUGAGGAUCCACACUGGAGAGAAACCAUUCACUUGCACUUAAGCCGCGGGCACACUGGACUUUACUCCCAAUAGACAUCUAUUCAUACACACAAAUGCGUCAGACCGAAAAUGCAAGUUCGUGUGUCAAGUUUCGCAGUUCACUGCAUUGCAAAGUUCAAACUCUGACCUGCAAAAUUGCAUAACUUGACUGCGUGAGACCAAUUAAAGAUCAAAACAUGACCUCUGGACAGAAAUGUAAAAUAUGGACCAAUCGCUCACUUUUUUUAAUAUCUAAUCAUCUUGUUUAAUCCCGCCCUUUUUCGCAGUGCCGUACAACAGAAUUUCGCAUGCUCAAACUCUAGUGUGACCGCAGCUUCGGUGUGGGAUGAGUUUCAGCAACUCCUCAGACCUUAAUAAACACAUGAAGACCCACACUGGAGAGAAACCAUUUACAUGCACUCAGUGUGUGAAGAGUUUCAACCGAUCAGCAAACCUUAAUGAACACAUGAAGAUCCACACUAGUGUGAAAGAGUAUGUGCUUUGAGUGUGAGAAGACUUUUAUUACAGCUCCAAAAUUGAAACUGCACCAGACGAUUCACACUGAAGAGACCGUACAAGUGUUCACACUGUGACAAGAGGUUUAAUCAUUUAACACAUCUGAAAACACAAAAGAAGAUUCACACU
Messenger RNA from Danio aesculapii, 1492 nucleotides. RefSeq names its product gastrula zinc finger protein XlCGF57.1-like. The transcript has 2 exons. The record is from RefSeq and is a predicted model, not a curated record. The coding region runs from base 324 to 869 and encodes 181 amino acids. Gene Ontology annotation, molecular function: RNA polymerase II cis-regulatory region sequence-specific DNA binding; DNA-binding transcription factor activity, RNA polymerase II-specific. Gene Ontology annotation, biological process: regulation of transcription by RNA polymerase II. NCBI's taxonomy places the organism in Eukaryota, Metazoa, Chordata, Actinopteri, Cypriniformes, Danionidae.